This is a messenger RNA of Ictalurus punctatus (channel catfish), 1993 nucleotides long. It is a transcript of the gene cacfd1, whose product is annotated as calcium channel flower domain containing 1. Lineage: Eukaryota; Metazoa; Chordata; Actinopteri; Siluriformes; Ictaluridae. The transcript is spliced from 5 exons. The coding region runs from base 551 to 1060 and encodes 169 amino acids. Gene Ontology annotation, cellular component: membrane. Gene Ontology annotation, biological process: vesicle-mediated transport. The record is from RefSeq and is a predicted model, not a curated record.
UGGCUCCGCCCACAAACCCCCGCAGGCGAGGGAACCUCCGGGACAAGUCACAGAGACAAUAGGCUUCUAAACCUCAUCUGUAAAAUUAAAUCUAUUGUUGACACAGAGAGGAGAGUGACCUGGGGAAACUACCGGGGCGGUGGACGAGCUUGGAGAAAACCGGAACCGGCAGCACUCGGUGUGAGCUCGGUGUGGUUUGUUUGGGAUCGGAACCGGUUAGAUUGUUGUGUGUUCUGCUCAGGACCAGGAUCAAGCCAUAAGCCGCAGAUAUUUAAACACCCGCGUCUGUGAUCAUUCUCGGCGAUCUGAGAUCUGAUCUACACGUCGGAUAAAAAUUUCUUCUUGUUCGUGGCUUGCGUCAGCUGAACACGGGUCAGUUGCUGUAUCAGGACUGUUAAUAACGACUGCAGCUUUAAAAGAAACAACAGAUCGGAGAACGGAGCCGGGCUUGUCGUCGUGGCUGAAUAAUAAAGUGCUGACGUCAGCAGCGGGUUGUGUUCCCGGUGGAUCUGUAACAGAUCCCGACUGAAUCAUUGAUACACGGGGUAACAUGAGCUCGGAGGAAGCGACAGCGCCGAACAAAAACACCGCCGCCGACGGGGACGGCAUGUCCUGGUGGUACCGGUGGGUGUGCAAGACUGCUGCUGUGCUGGGCGGAGUCUCCUGUGCUGUGAUGGGUGUUUGGAACUGUGUGACUGUGAACCCCUUAAAUAUCGCCGCAGGAGUCUGGAUGGUGUUGACGGCGUGUGUGUUGUUCAUCUGUGAAGUCCCAUUCUGCUGUCAGUUUGUGGAGUUUGCGAAUGUCGUAGCAGACCGAGCGGACAGGAUGCGACCCUGGCAAAAAGCAGUGCUUUACUGUGGGAUGGCACUGUUCCCGGUGUUCCUCAGUCUGAGCAUCACCACUCUGUUUGGGAACGCUGUUGCCUUUGCUACCGGAGUGCUUUAUGGACUCGCUUCCCUCGGAAAGAAGGGGGAUGCAGUUAGCUACGCUCGGCUGCAGCACCAGAAACAAGGCGACGAAGAAAAACUUACAGGCACGACAGACGGCUCGACUCUGUGACUCCUCUCCCUUCUUCCGUUACCUCUCGUUCUUCUACCUCUUCCAUCUGUCUCUCCAUCUCUGUGUCUGUGAGAUUCUUCAACAACUCGUGUUGUGGUUUUAUUUAUCCUAGAUUUAUUACUUUUUAUCACAACAGGCCGUGUUUAUGUACGGUACUGUGCAAAAGUCUUCGGCACGUGCAAAGAAAGAUACCUUCAAUAAUAAUAAAAAAGUACUUUAAAGUGCAGUAAUAAACCGAAACAAAUGAAACAAAAUCACAAUUUAGUUUGAUGACCCUUUACUUUAAAAAAAAAAAAGUCUCAGGUACACUUUCUACAGUUUUCUAGGGAAAUGAGCCGUACGUUUUCUUCUUCAUCUUGUGGAACCAGUCACGGUUCUUCUGGAGACUUCGACUGUCGCGUUUUCUCCUUAUUUUUGCAGCAGAACCCAGCAGCCUUCAUUGUGUUUUGUUUUUUUUUGUCUGAAAAGUGUUCUCUUACGUAAUACGCUGCUUUCUUUAAUGACACUCGAACGUUUUUCUGUAACGUUUCAUUUUGUGCUGUAAAACUAAUGUUUGGAAAUCGGACGUGCUUUUGUAUCGAUAAUAAUGUAAAAGUCAUCAAAUAAAAAUCCAUCAAGUUUGUACUUAAAAAAACAAAACAAAAAAACAAACAAAGAGGGUGCCCAAGACGUUUGCACAGUACUUUAUAUAUAUUUUGGUGUUUGAAUUCGUUUUCUGCUCUGCUCAUGAUUGGCUGUUGUGCAGUGAAGUUUCAUUUAUUUGAAAUUCUUGAUUCAGACACUGAACUAACCUCACGCAGAGAUCCAGAAUGCAUGUUACUGACUAAUGGGAGUUGUGCUGAGUGGGAAUUUAUUCACCUGAAUUCUGAAAACUGUGACUAGAACAGCAAUUUCUCCAGAAUGUUGUUAAUAAAUAAUCUGGGAUUGUGGGAA